GCAGACCUGACAGUCGACAAUCGUGUCUACUCAACACAAUGUGCUGCACCUCAUCAGCUCAAUCAGCUCGCUCGAACACGCAUUCGGCCGCCGCCGCCCGCACGACGCCGCAAAUCACUGUGCCCUCUGCGUAUCGUGACGGCCAAUGCAGCCACUGCAGCUGGCGAGGAAGCCAUGCACCGACCUGCGUCUUCUACAACCCGACAACAGCUACUCGCAGUGCCUGAUCUGCAUCUUAAUACAUUCCAUUGGUCAAGGCUGGCAUCCAAUGCCCUCCGAGUAUGUCGCUCGGCUUUCCUCUUUUCAUGUUUAUCAUUGACAUACUUCGAGACCAAAGGCGUCGAUUUUGUUCCUGUUCCUGUUGCCCUUCGUUUCACCCAUGUCUAGCAUUGUAUCACCAUCGAACUGCUACCUCUAGCACAGUAUUCUGUAGUCACUAAUGCCAAGAAAAAACGGAGCAUGCGUCUACCCCAUUCCAAUCUAAGGGGAGGUCGACCCAUUUUCAUCGAUCCGUCAAUAAACG
This is a messenger RNA of Mycena citricolor, 523 nucleotides long. Lineage: Eukaryota; Fungi; Basidiomycota; Agaricomycetes; Agaricales; Mycenaceae. The record is from the annotation of a GenBank genome assembly.